Messenger RNA from Epinephelus moara (kelp grouper), 2412 nucleotides. Its product is annotated as protein regulator of cytokinesis 1-like. The record is from RefSeq and is a predicted model, not a curated record. NCBI's taxonomy places the organism in Eukaryota, Metazoa, Chordata, Actinopteri, Perciformes, Serranidae. Gene Ontology annotation, molecular function: microtubule binding. The transcript has 14 exons. Gene Ontology annotation, biological process: mitotic spindle midzone assembly; microtubule cytoskeleton organization. Gene Ontology annotation, cellular component: mitotic spindle midzone; cytoplasm; spindle. The coding region runs from base 148 to 1959 and encodes 603 amino acids.
AACCCGUCCAGUCGACAAACGAACGGGUCGUCACAGUCGGACAACCGCGGCCACACCAAUGUAAACUCGUUUUUUUACGUUGAAAGACCGCUUUUGCGUUAACGAAGAUUGUUUUUUGAAAACGUUUUAGGAGUCUGCGGUGGCAACAUGAGAGUGAGUGAAGUCCACGCAGCAGAGUCUGUUGCCUACCUCAACAGAGCACUGGUCAGGCUGCAGGAUAUUUGGGAAGAAAUCGGGAUUCCAGAGGAACAGCGCCUACAGAGAACCAAUGAUGUUCACAAGCACAUUAAAGGUCUAUUGGACCUAAUGAUUGCAGAAGAAGAGGAGCUCAAGAAGAGAUUACUGAAAAGCAUUCAGUCAUGUCUCAAGGAACUUAAUCAUUUGUGCAGUGAACUUCAGAUGCCCCCCUUUGAGGAGGAAGAUGGCUGCACCAUGUUGCAGAUGGAGAAGAACAGCCGCACACGUCUUGAAGUGAUGAAGGAGCACAAGAAGCAAAGAAUGGAUGAGCUUAAAGGCCUCAUAGGCAAAGACCGUGAGCUGUGUGAUAUUAUGUGCACUACCCCAUUUUGCAUUGACCCAGACUCCAUCCCAUCCCUGACGCAACUUGAGACAUAUCGCACCUACCUGGAUGAUCUGACCAAAGAGAAGGAACGUCGUCAUAAUGAGUUUGUCAGCCUCAAAAAGGAGAUCGUUGUAUGCAUGGAUGAUCUGGAGCAGAGCCCAGAGACCAGUUUUGAGACGGAUGUGAUGUGUGAGGAUGAGGAGGCAUUUUGUCUGUCAAAUGACAACAUUGCUGCUCUUAAACUACUCCUCAGUCAGUUACAAGACCGCAAGGCUGAAAAUGAGCUCCGUUGUUCAGCUUUCCGCACUAAAAUCCAGGAGCUGUGGGAAAGACUUGAGAUUCCUCAAGAGGAGAGGGAGGCCCUCUCUGAGCAUAUGGUCAAGUCAAAGAAGAGAAACAUUGAGGCACUCCGGGCUGAGGUCCAGCGUCUCGAGGUGCUAAAAUUGCAGAGCAUGAAAAGAGUCAUUGAGGCUGUUAGAGCUGAGAUUGCUCUUUUCUGGGAGAGAUGCUUCUACAGCUCAGAACAGCAGGAAGCUUUUGUUCACUAUCAUGAUGAUGAUUUCACUGAAGACCUUCUCAACCUGCACGAGGCAGAGGUCAGGACCCUGAAGAAGUGCUACGAGGACCACAGAGAACUCUUUGAGGGAGUCAGAAAAUGGCAGGAGAACUGGACCUUGUACUUGGAACUUGACAAAAAGGCAAAUGAUCCCUCAAGGUUCAACAACAGAGGUGGGAACCUUCUGAAAGAAGAGAAGCAGAGAGCUGACCUGCAGAAAAGUCUGCCUAAGCUGGAAAAGAGUCUCAAAGCCCAAAUUGAUGUUUGGGAGCAGGAGCAUGGCAAGGAAUUCCUGGUCAAUGGACAGAAAUUUCUUGAGUACGUGCAGCAGCAGUGGGAGCACCACCACGCUGAAAAGGAGAAAGAGAAACUGGAGCGGCAAAUGAAGAAAACUAAACAGAUACAGGAGGACAUGUUAUAUGGAACUUCAAUGAGAACACCAUCCAAAAGGCGAGUAGCAGGGACUCCCACACCGGGGAAAGUAAGAAAGCUCAAUGGCACCUCAACCAUCUCCACUCCGAACAGCUUCCUCAGUUCAGGCCUCGGUGGAACCAUGUGCCAGUCCUCCAUCCAGAAACCUCCUCUGUCUGCCAGCAAGGGUCUUGGACUGCGAACCCCUGGACAUGGAAAGACUCCCCGUGCACUAGACCGAAACAAGGAAAACAUCUCCCAUCUUAGAAACACUCCAAGUGGCACACUAAGGUCUCAGGAUACUCAAGAUCACACCUUCACCUUUAACUCUGUUGCUGGCUCCUAUUCGGAAUUUGCGAGAGACCUCUCGAAGGCUUCUAAAUCAAACGUGAAGUCAGGAGUGUUGAACUCCACUGUCAGUCAUCAGUGAGGGGUCCAAGGAGCCAGAAGUCAUCCAGCUCAGCGGUAGUUUCAAAUGAUGGGCAAGAGGGAACUUUAAUGUAAACUUCUUUCAAAAAAUGUAAAUAUUUCAAUCUGUGUGAACAUCUUCAGUCUCCAUCUAUCCUAUUGUUUUUAAGACUUCAUUUCAGGUUCACUGCUGGAGCAGUUUUCUCUGCUGUAUGUAUUUAUGAGGCAGGUUAACGCUGUUUGUACCGAGGCUGUCGUGGCUUUUUAUUUUACAUUUUUCUUUUGGGGGCACAGCCUUUUCAGUGAAACGUUAACCAUAUCUAGAGCACUACUUUGUUUAUAGUACUGUAGCAGCUAGCCAACACACCACAAUUGUAUUCUUCCAGCUGGGAUGACAGCUACAUUUGCUCUUCAGAAACUAAAUAUUUUGAGUGCUUUUUUUAAAAUCACGCUGUAAAUAAACAUUUUAAACAAA